Messenger RNA from Esox lucius (northern pike), 2263 nucleotides. RefSeq names its product hes-related family bHLH transcription factor with YRPW motif 2 (gene hey2). Bases 57 to 1412 code for a protein of 451 amino acids. The transcript has 5 exons. Gene Ontology annotation, cellular component: nucleus. Lineage: Eukaryota; Metazoa; Chordata; Actinopteri; Esociformes; Esocidae. Gene Ontology annotation, biological process: anterior/posterior pattern specification; circulatory system development; regulation of neurogenesis. The record is from RefSeq and is a predicted model, not a curated record. Gene Ontology annotation, molecular function: DNA-binding transcription factor activity, RNA polymerase II-specific; protein dimerization activity; RNA polymerase II cis-regulatory region sequence-specific DNA binding.
UUUCAAGUAUAGGGUUGUAAAGUAAUGUAUUAAUCCUUUGCCACAUUUGUUCUGAUAUGGUCGCGGUCGAGUGCUGUCCUGUCUGUGUUUUGUCAGUCUGCAUUCCUGUAAACAGUUUCUCACGCUUCUCGCAGCUCGCGGGUGUUUUAAACAGUACCAAACUGGGCAGAGUAAAUUGUCAAGGGAGCUUGGUCCAACGCGAAGGCAAAAACCUCUACUCAUUGCUCAGUGGCUCGGGGCGUGUUUUUUCUGCUGUGGGUGUUCCCAAGCAGGACGUAGGCGGCAACGCUCCCUGCAUCGGUUUGAGGCUCCAACAGUUCGUGGGAAAGCGAUACAGAGGGAAUUGUUUAGGCACCAGUGAAGUCUACCUGGACGCGCACCCUUCCACGGAGACGCACGCACUUGCUAUCACCAUGAAGAGGCCUUGCGAGGAUAGUACUUCUGACAGCGACAUGGAUGAAACUAUUGAUGUCGGCAGUGAGAAUAAUUAUUCUGGACACAGCAAUGGGUCAUUCAUUAGAUGUGGCUCCCCAACAACAACAACCCAGGUGAUGGCAAGGAAAAAAAGGAGAGGGAUCAUUGAGAAGAGAAGGAGGGAUCGAAUCAAUAAUAGUUUAUCUGAGUUACGACGACUUGUCCCAACUGCAUUUGAAAAACAAGGUUCUGCCAAAUUAGAGAAGGCAGAAAUAUUGCAGAUGACAGUGGAUCACCUAAAGAUGCUUCAGGCCACUGGUGGUAAAGGGUACUUUGAUGCCCACGCGCUGGCCAUGGACUUCAUGAGCGUGGGCUUCAGGGAGUGUCUGACCGAGGUGGCCAGGUACCUGAGCUCUGUGGAGGGACUGGACAGCAGCGACCCGCUACGCGUGCGCCUCGUCUCGCACCUCAGCACCUGCGCGUCCCAGAGGGAGGCGGCCGCCAUGACCUCCUCCAUGGCCCACCACCAGCAGACGCUCCACCCGCACCACUGGGCUGCUUUCCACCCCCUCCCCGCCACCUUCCUCCAGCAGGGCGGACUGCCCUCCCCAGACGGCACCGCCGGCAGGCUUUCCGUCGAGGUGCCCCAGCGUGGCUCGGCUCUUCUGACGGCCACCUUCUCCCACACCGACUCGUCGCACAGGGCGCCCUCCGGUGGCGGCGGGGCGCCCUGUGUCCCCCCGAUCUCCACCUCCCUGCUGUCGCUAUCCGCGACGGUUCACGCGGCGGCCGCCGCCGCCGCCGCCGCCCAGACUUUCCCCCUGUCGUUCCCCGGAGGAUUCCCCAUCUUCACGCCGCACAGCGGGGGCGGCACGGCGUCCAUGGUAGCUACAGCUGUGAGCCCCUCCGCCACGCCCACGUCACAGCACAGCAGAGACAGGGAGAGCAGCAGCAACAAGCCAUACAGACCUUGGGGCACAGAAGUCGGAGCCUUUUAAGUAUUAAACUUUUCAAAGACUUCAGCAAAGGAACAAUACUUUUUUAUUAAGCAUAGCUUGGACUUUAAUUCCCCCAUCUAAUUGAAUGUUUGGUCAGUGUGCGGAGUCAGAGAACAUGCACGUUUUCUAAUGGGAGGUAGGGAGGGAGAAAGAGGAUGAUUAAGUCCCCUUUUAAUGUACUAAUUAUUUUUAUUAAAGGACUAUGCUUUAUAUAGACAUCUCCAACUUCCAUUUUCUCCCCCUUCAGUGCCAGUUUUCGUUUUGAUAUUUUUCUUAGGACUGUUGCUGGACUGCUUUUUUCCUGAAAGACAUUUUCUUUGGGGGUGUAUGUGAAACAGCAACAAUAUCUCUUAAAAUAUUCAGCAGGAGUUUUAUUCUACUCAGAUCUCAGCUUAGUUCAGUGUGAGUAAGCAGUGUCUUUAGUUUGGAGGUGUUCUAAUCAAUCAGAUGAAAAACCUUGGAAGAAGAACCAAAGGUUUCAGAGAUAAUCAGUCAGUGAAAACAAAAAAAAAUUGUGUGUUUCUAAUCUAAUCCAUUAACUAACACAUUUGUAUAUAGUAUAUAUAUACAUAUAUAUAUAUAUAUAUUAAAUAAAUAUGAGAUGAACUACAAGAUAUAUUAAAGAAAGAAGUACACAUAUUUGGUAUGAUGCACUAUGAUGCAAUUUGCUGCUGGAAGUUCCAAAACAACACAUCUGAGUGCUUCCAACUGCAGUUCAAUUAUACUACUGUAACUGGUUUGUUUUUUUGUUUUUUAUUUUAUUCUAAGAGAUGUAACAGUUUUCUAUGCAAAUGAGCCCUCUGGGACUACUCUACAGAUGUUACUGAUUAAAAAUGUUUUUUUGAAUAUUU